This is a messenger RNA of Vicia villosa (hairy vetch), 1212 nucleotides long. RefSeq lists its product as uncharacterized. The record is from RefSeq and is a predicted model, not a curated record. The transcript has 6 exons. Bases 255 to 944 code for a protein of 229 amino acids. NCBI's taxonomy places the organism in Eukaryota, Viridiplantae, Streptophyta, Magnoliopsida, Fabales, Fabaceae.
UCCUACCUUUCCCUCCGUCCCUAUGAUCAACCUAAAUAUUCUAAAUAUAUAGAAGACCAAUUUAAGAAAUGUGCAAUAGACAUUUGAAGAUGCUCUAGUGCCGAAUCACAAUAGUAAGGAAUUAAACUAGAGUCUAGAGAGAAGAGUAUGCUGUACAGUUAAGUAUUUUCAAAUCCCUAAUAAACCCACCUUAAACACUCGAAAACUGGAUAUUUGAAAUUGAAUACGCUCAAUCAUCUUGUCAUACAAACAAGAUGCCUGACUCACUCAAUCUCGCCGAUGCCGCCAAUGACGACGAAACAUUUGACCCCAUCGCUUUUGCUCUUGCUCACGCCGACAACAUAUCUCACCCGAUAGUCCGCUCUCUUUUCAACUACAUCGCAACCAAAAUCUCCACUCUCCCCGAAGCCAAGAUACGUCGCCUCUCCGACGACCAGAUAGCUCGUCUCAUCCAGGACGAGACGAUUCGCCUCCCCGAAGCCGAGUUAAACCGCCUCCUCGAUGCUGAAUUUGCUCGCUUGAUCGCUAUCGCCGACAGCUUAUUUCGCUUCCUUUCUGGUCCAAAUCCUAAAGCAGACAAGGAAAAUGGAGCCACCGCAAUUGAGAACUUCGCAACUGAGAUUGUGAAGGACUUCUUAGAUAGUCUAUUCGGCCCAGUAAUCACGAUCCUCGGCCAGUUAGUACUAUUUGUAGUACUAUUUGUAGUAGGUGGUACGGGUUUCAUUAUCAUAUCACUCAUUGGCCAGGUGUUGUACCCAGAAUCGCCAGCUUCAAGAUAUGUCACUACCAAUGAAGCUCAGAAGGAGCGACUCAGAUCUUUAAAGAGGUCCAAUUUUUUGUCUAAAUAUUCAAGAAUGCCAGAUCUGAAGGGUCUUAAAGGCAUUGGAGAAAUCUACAGUCGAGAAAUCUACAAGGACUCUAGACAAGAUUGGUGUAUCGAGUGACCCUUUGAAUUUUGUUUUGUCCAAUGGAUCUGCCAAUUGCAGGAAGUAGAGCAGUAUCAGGAAGCAAUAGAUCUACUGGUAUUUACAUUAAUUGAUUUUCUUAUGGAGUUGAGGUGCAGAUUUGGAUUCCUUUACAUAAGUAAAUUUGCAAAAGUGAAGUGUUUCAGUUACUUGUUUUUCAACUCCAGAAAUGAUAGAAAAUGGAAAUAUAAACAUGUACCCUUUUGCUGUUUAUACCUAAACUAAUGGUGUUGACGUUUUCUAUGUU